ACAUACAUUUCAUUAAUAUUGUCUUUUAAAAAAAAAAAAAACAGGUUUUGACGUGCAUCUGUUAAUAGGUCUCUACCAGCUUUAUCGCGAUUAAUGCACGUCUAGCUGGAAACAGCGAAUUUAAAGCGAACAGUCCCCGUGUGCCUUAAAUCAACAAUUUGAGCUCAGAAUAAAUUGUAAUAUGCUGAUUUUUAACUGCAUUGAGGAUAUAAAGAAUUGAGUUCAUUUAUGCGUGACAAGUUUAGUUAGCACACAAAUGCACGUUUUUUGUUAACCUUAGUUAUUCGCAGUUGGCUGUAGUAAUGCUUCCAUGCAACGGCGUUUCGAGGAUCAAAUUAAAGAGGGAUUCGUUUAAGCAAAAUAACAAAUUAGAACCGAAUAAACGGCGAUGGACUGGACCUAAAACUGUGUCUGGUUUAAAUCCACUUGCCGAUCGUGGCAUACAGGUACAAGGCCAAGACAGCUCUCCAGCUCCGGAGGCAGCAGAUGUCGUUUCCUCAGAACGAAACGCCCAGGAAAUCUGCGCCACCGCCUCUGCCGACCCCGUUCCACCGUCCAAUUUUGACGGGCAAGCGAGCUCCAAACAAGACGCUCAUGCUGAACAUGACGACUGCCGAGGGCGUUAUAAUCAAGAUAUCAGUUCAAAAGUUGAGUUGAGACGUCAACUUAGGUCAGACACGAGGAAACACCACAAACGAUUGGUGAAAAAUUCGUGCUGUGCUUUGUGUGGUGAUGUAAAAUACACCCCUCCCCCUAGUAAGAAUCUGACCCGUUUACUCAAUCAGAGAUCGAGAGCUGUCCGCCCCAGCCCGACUGCAUGGCAGAAAGGUGCCUGUCAUAUCUCUGAGUCCCAUCUGCUCCCAACCACUCAGAUUUUCCGCUUUGAGAAAUACCCCUUGGUGAAACUGUGCAAUGUAGCCCAAGUGUUUGACAUAGCCUCACGUGAAUUCUCAUGUGUCUUGCCAGCGGUACUAAGACAAAAGAGGAAGUGCAAAAGAGUGAGGUGCUUAAAGAAAGAAUUUGGUUUUCUCAUGCAUCCUCAUCUCCAUGGCAUCAGGAAGCAAAGAAGUAAGAUUGCUAACCAAUCCUGGGAAGUUUCCACACCAACCCAUAGCUGUGCUUCUUUUUCAUCAGGUGAUUCUCCAUCUGGAGCUACAGGCAGCACAUACAUUUCAGGCACAGCAGAGACUCCAGAUGGAUCUGUAAAGGAAUGGGAUGUUUGCCUUGCAAGGAAUCCAGACUGCGAGAGGAUGAGACAGACCGACGUUGAAGGAACUGCAUCGGUACUCCCACGUUGUGAUGAUAAUGGUCCUGUUGUGUGUUUCUGUGAAAAAGACAAGACCUGUCCAAUGAAAAACAUCUCUGAAAGUCCUUCCAGCCCAGUGCGUCGUGUAUCACCUUUAAUACUCAGACGAGUUACUGUCAAUGGUUUUGCUUUCAGAGAUGAAAAUGAGAACAGUGGUCUUUCACUGGAUGAAGAGGAGGAGGAGGAGGAGGAGGAGGACAACAGUAGAAAUGAGGGUUCUGAUAGUGAAGUGAACUCACCUGAGAGUUUCUCCUGCCAGCGAACACAAGCCUACAUAUUUUUCCCUCAAUCAUCAUGCGCUCGCACAUGCAAAAUCUGGCCCUUCCCCAGAAUGGGACCUCCCAACAAACUCAGAUCAUUGCAUCGAACUGGACCCCGGUGGAUUGUCACCACUUCAUUUCCUGCCACCGUUCAGACUUCUCUCGGAGAAGAACCUGAAUGCUUAUCAGAUACGGAUGUUCAAAAUAAACUUUCCAAACCCACAAAGCAAAGCAAGAGUACUGAUGAAGCUAGAGAUGUACUGGAGGGGCAACUACUUUCUUCUGCACCAGGUGAGAAGCCACCCACUGACAUGUUAGGAGUGUUGGAAAGGACUUUGGAAGAUCGAGCAGAAAGUCUUUACAAUCCAAGAGGUACAUUGACUCGAGAUAUAUUUCAUAUUUCAAAACUUUCAGACCACAACACUUGCAGUGCUUUGGGCGAAAAGCCACCCACUUGCACAUUGGAAAGGACUUGGAAAUGUCUAGUAGACAGUCCAAGAGUCAUAUUGACUCAUGUUUCCAAACCUGCAGAGCUUGAGUCAAACCAAAGUCUGAAGAAUGCUUUUGAGGAUGCUCUUGAGUACUCUGCAUCUGUAGUGACUGAACAGAGUAACAACUACAAACUUAAUGGUCAUGGCUAUGCAGCAUCUUUAGAGGGGAACGUUUUUUUAAAAAAUCAUCCCCUCCUCAAGAAGUCUAAUCAAAAAGUGCUUUCAAGUGGGUCCACAAAUCAGUCUGAUGUUCCUGUCAACAGGCAAGAACAACCAAAAUUGCUCAAAGAUUCGUUGGAUCCCAAACCUGUUAUCCAAACCUCAAGAGCACCUUCCUUUGAGGAUCAAGAGGGGAAAGAAAAUGGUGGUAGACAAACUCUGUAUAAUCCAGGGUUACUCUCGGAAAUAUGUCUUAAAGUAAAAAUGUUAAAAGCACAGCAUUCUUCUUUAGUGACAACCUCUUCCUCUGUGGACCAGGAUACCAAAAGUGUUACUCCAAAUUCUGUUGCACGUACACCUGACAGCAUCCCUGACUGUUCAGGAGAAGGGAAAAGAAUGCAAGUAUUUGACAGCUACUCAAUCACAGACUCUUCUGAAGAUGAAAACAAGAAUGUCACUAGUCUGUCUUCAGAUGAGGAGUCAGUGGAACAUCAUGCUGCUGAGAUCUUGUGGUCUGAUGAUGAUGAUGAUGGGACAUGUCAGAUUAAAAAUAAAGAACAAGGCUCCACCCCUCCAUCAUCUCAAAUGGUUGCUGACAGCUUUCUGGAUGUUUCUCGAGCAUAUGAAGAAGACGUUCUAAUACUGGAUGUCAUACAGGAUGAUCCAGAGUUGUUCGGGGCUGUUGUCACUGAAACUGUAAGUAAACAAGAUGGGUUGACAAAGGAGAAUGAGGAGAAUGAAGAGACACAGCUAAAGACAGAGUCGAAACUUCAAACGGGGAAUCACUGCAAGAUUGUCUGGGAUCUAAAGACAGAUUGUAUCAGCAAAUAUCAAUCAACUGCUGCAGAAGUCAAGAUGGAAAAUAUGAAAGAUGGUGGUUCUGUGACAGUAAAGGAGACACAGAGUUACAGAGCUCAGCCUUCCCAGGGUAUGGAUACUUUAAAGUCAGAGAAUGCCACAGACUGCAAUAACAACCGAGAGAUGAGAGAUACAAACAGUCUGAAUGCUCUUACAGUAAUAAACACAAGUGCCGCAAGACUUGUGAUGGACACUUGCUGUAAUGAACGUGAAAUGACUGCAAAAGAAACCUCUGCUUUGAGACCUUUAAACAGCAGUUAUUGUUGGUACUACUUUAGUGAAUAUAGCACCUGCCUACGAAGUACCUGCUGGUUCCUGCACAUACCAAGAGAUGGAGAUGAAAAGUUCUGCAUGGAUACAGUGAAGAAGUUCUGUCAUGUUGGUAAACAUGCUCUUAUUCUACGAGCAGUGGAAGUGUUUAUGGGAUAUUACAAUAGAUGUUCACCCAGCGUGAGUUUCAGCCAGGAGGUAGUCAAUUCUCUGCUCUCAUCUCUCCUUAAUAUGUGUUUCCUGAGGGAAUUUGAGGCAGUCAUUAACUUGCUUCUCACACACAAGAGGCUGCCUCCACCAGAGUUUAUGUUGGCUGUUUUUAAACUUGUGAGAGAAAGAGGUCUGAUCAACACUGUACCUCAGCUAAUUCACCUCACCUCAAAGAUUGUUGAGGCAGGAUGUGUAUUCAGUGUGGAUCAGUGUGAGGUCAUGCAGAGUCAUCUCCAAAUGAUGCAGGUUCCUAGACAGCAGAUGGACAUUUUCCUUGCUGUUAAAUGCAGAGCCCUUGUGACUAACCCUCAUACCUCUGAGCAGUCAGAUCUGGCCCAGGCUGUUGUUAGAGUUGAGAUGCUGAAGCAUCAGGAUGACUGGACUGGACUGGCACUAGUAUUCUGCAGUGUUUGUGUGGGUUCACACAGUCCCACUGAACUUCUUAGGUUCUGUUGCUGCGUUACCAUGGCACUGCUGAAUGAGUCCAAAGACAAACUCGCCCUACCAUAUGAGCUGUUUGCUGAAUCAGUGUGUCAGCAAGCCUCGUCUAAUGAAAUGAUCAAAACCUUCCUGGGUAGAAUUGGAGUCUCUCUGAUCUUCAGGUACCACAGGACACAAGAGUGGAAUAAGGGAGUAAAGCUGGUCAGUGUGAUGUUCAGACUGCACAUUGAGUUCAUCACUCAAAAGGGGAUUAUGGGGAAUGAACACAGGGUGUCUCGCUGUCAGCUGGUCACUGUGGCAACAGAGCUCUUCCUUCACAGUGGGAGUAUUGAGGGAGCUUUGAAAAUGCUGAGAGCUGAUGGUUGGUUUGUGAGCUCAAGCAUGUGGCCUUGUGAGCAGGCUGACAUAGAAAGUCGAAAACACAUCAUGACUCUCUUAGCUGGGAAGACAUCACACAGAGACACCUUUGAGAUUCUUACCAACUUACCUGGACUCAGACAACCAAUAAAUGGUGUGCAGAUAAACGACUAUACUGAAAUGUUCAGUGCUCAUCUGCGUCUGUGUGUGAUAAAGCAGACAUUGCCAGUUGCAGCAGAUAUUGUCGACUUUAUGCUAAUACAGGGUAUGGUGCCUGAAACUCUUCAGCUACAGAACCUCAUCCAUAAACUCGGCAAGCAGAACAACUGGAGCCGUGCCAGGGCCCUUUUUAAACGUGCACGGUCAGCAGGGUUUUACUCUGCAGUGGUAUGUGAAAGAGACGGUUUGUUUCUGCCAUGUAGUCUCAGUGAAAUUGAGAUGACGCUGGCCUUUGAGAUGUUCAUCACCAUUAUUAAUACCAACCCACUGGCCCCUGCUGGAUCCUCCCAGCCACUUCUCAUUACACUCAGACGGCAUGCUGGUGUCGAGGAUGUAACGGAGAGUGUGUACUUGGCGGCCGGUUGUAGGCUCCUCUCUGCGGCUCUCAUACCAAACCCCAAACUGAGCAUCCGCUACACAGCUGUCAAUCAAAUCCAAGAGCAACUGUUUCAACUGGACCGUGCAUCUGCCCACAAAUGGUUUUUACAGAAUGAGCGGUGGGCACAAGAGAUUUGGGCAAGCUAGCACACACACACGCUUGCGAACAGUCCCAGAUGUAACAGACGUCUCAAAGUCUAAUCAAAGGUUAAUUCAUGUGUUCCGGACUGUUGACAACUGAGACUUUUUGAAACUGGUUGCACAAUUUUUUUUGUUUGUUUUUUUUUUUUUUUGUGGUGAUUGUGUAUAUAUUUCAUUGUUUAAGACAUUGUGAAACAAGACUGUUUUGUUUUUGAAAAAAAAGAAAGAAAAAAAGAUUUCAUAAUUUUUUAGUUUUCAUGUUCUUAACAAUUUAUUAAUUACUAAUACUUAAAUCCAGAGAUUUACAUCUGAAGCUACAAACUCCUGUGAAAAGAACAAACAGAUUUGACAAAACAGUUACUUUCACUGUUACCAUUUGUCUUGCCAAUUAGAAAUUGUCAAAUACAUUUUGUGAUUAGUGUAAAAACAUUUGACCGCAGUAGCUCAGAAAGGCAAUAAUAUGAAAGACGUUUCAUCAUUGGAUACAAUUUUGUCUAGUUCUGUGAUGUACAUGUUUAAGUUUGUUUAGUUAAACUGAAAAAUUAUUACAAAUAAAUAGAAAAUGAAUAAAA
This is a messenger RNA of Megalobrama amblycephala (Wuchang bream), 5662 nucleotides long. It is a transcript of the gene topaz1, whose product is annotated as testis and ovary specific TOPAZ 1. Gene Ontology annotation, biological process: spermatid development; spermatocyte division. The record is from RefSeq and is a predicted model, not a curated record. The transcript is spliced from 19 exons. NCBI's taxonomy places the organism in Eukaryota, Metazoa, Chordata, Actinopteri, Cypriniformes, Xenocyprididae. The coding region runs from base 303 to 5096 and encodes 1597 amino acids.